CCGCCUGUCCCCAUCGCCCGUUUUUGCUCGAUUUUGGGAAAUUCUUGGGUCGCUGCAGGAAUUCGGGAUUUUUUUCUGAGAGGGGGGUGUUUGGGUAUCUCUCCCCGGCGUCCGCUGCCUUGCUCCACCUGCCCUUGCGCCUUUUUUCUUCUUUUCCCCUGUCUGUCUCUCCCACCAAACCCGGGCUGAUGUGCUGUGCGAGAGGCUGGAAAUGGAAGUGUUGAUGCUCUGGCUUUUCCCCUGGAUAUUUCAGUGCGUUUCGGUGCGGGCGGACUCCAUCAUCCACAUUGGUGCCAUUUUCGAGGGCAAUGCUGCCAAGGACGACGAGGUGUUCAAGCAGGCGGUGUCGGAUCUGAACCUCAAUGACGACAUCCUCCAGAGCGAGAAAAUCACUUACUCCAUCAAGCUCAUAGAGGCCAACAACCCCUUCCAUGCGGUGCAGGAAGCCUGUGACCUGAUGACCCUGGGGAUCUUGGCCUUAGUGACGUCCACUGGCUGUGCCUCAGCCAACGCCCUGCAGUCCCUGACGGAUGCCAUGCACAUCCCACACCUCUUUGUCCAGCGGAACACAGGAGGCUCCCCCCGCACCGCCUGCCACCUGAACCCCAGCCUGGAGGAGGAGGAGUACACGCUGGCCGCCCGCCCGCCCGUCCGCCUCAACGACGUCAUGCUCAAACUGGUCACUGAGCUGCGGUGGCAGAAAUUCAUAGUGUUCUAUGACAGUGAUUAUGAUAUACGUGGGCUGCAGGGAUUUCUCGAUCAGGCCUCAAGACUGGGACUUGAUGUAUCGUUACAAAAAGUGGACAGGAACAUCAGCAGAGUAUUUUCCAACCUUUUUACGACCAUGAAAACAGAAGAGCUGAACCGCUAUCGGGACACAUUGCGGAGAGCUAUCUUACUGCUGAGCCCACGGGGAGCCCAGACUUUUAUUAAUGAGGCUGUGGAAACCAACCUUGCAUCAAAGGAUAGUCACUGGGUCUAUGUAAAUGAGGAAAUCACUGAUAAUGAGAUAUUAGAGUUGGUACAUAGUGCUCUGGGGAGGAUGACAGUGAUCCGGCAAAUUUUCCCUCUCUCAAGGGACAACAACCAGAGGUGCAUGAGGAACAAUCACCGAGUAUCGUCCCUGCUGUGCGACCCGCAGGAAGGCUACCUUCAGAUGCUGCAGGUUUCCAACCUGUACCUCUAUGACAGUGUGCUCAUGCUGGCCAAUGCUUUCCACAGAAAACUGGAGGACAGGAAAUGGCACAGCAUGGCAAGCCUGAACUGCAUGAGGAAAUCCACCAAACCUUGGAAUGGAGGGAGAUCCAUGCUAGAGACUAUUAAGAAGGGCCAUAUAACUGGGCUUACUGGUGUUAUGGAGUUCAGAGAAGAUGGUGCCAACCCCUAUGUUCAAUUUGAAAUCCUGGGCACAAGCUACAGUGAAACCUUUGGCAAAGAUGUGCGGAGGUUGGCAACGUGGGACUCUGAGAAAGGACUGAACGGCAGCCUACAAGAGAGACGUCUGGGCAACGACUUACAAGGAGUGACACUCAAAGUGGUGACUGUCUUGGAAGAACCUUUUGUGAUGGUGGCGGAGAACAUACUCGGGCAGCCAAAACGAUAUAAAGGAUUUUCCAUUGAUGUCCUGGAUGCACUUGCCAAGAAUCUAGGCUUCAAGUAUGAGAUAUAUCAAGCUCCUGAUGGCAAAUACGGACACCAGCUCCAAAACAGCUCAUGGAAUGGCAUGAUUGGAGAACUUAUUAACAAGAGAGCAGACCUGGCCAUCUCAGCCAUCACCAUAACACCCGAACGAGAGAGCGUCGUGGACUUCAGCAAGCGCUACAUGGACUAUUCUGUGGGCAUCUUAAUCAAAAAGCCCGAAGAGAAAAUCAACAUCUUCUCUCUCUUUGCCCCUUUCGACUUCGCGGUGUGGGCCUGCAUCGCCGCAGCCAUCCCCAUAGUCGGCGUCCUCAUCUUCGUCCUGAACCGCAUCCAGGCAGUCAGGGCACAGAAUGCUGCCCAGCCCAGCCCUUCUGUGUCCUCCACCCUCCACAGUGCCAUCUGGGUUGUGUAUGGAGCCUUUGUUCAGCAAGGGAGUGAAUCCACUGUCAAUUCUGUGGCAAUGCGCAUUGUAAUGGGAAGCUGGUGGCUCUUCACCCUUAUCGUGUGCUCUUCCUACACAGCGAAUUUAGCAGCAUUUCUCACAGUAUCAAGGAUGGAUAAUCCCAUCAGAACGUUUCAGGAUCUGUCCAAACAAAUGGAUAUUUCUUAUGGUACAGUCAGGGAUUCAGCAGUGUAUGAAUACUUUAAAGCAAAAGGGACAAACCCUUUGGAGCAGGAUAACACAUUUGCUGAACUGUGGAGGACUAUCAGUAAGAAUAAUGGGGCAGAUAAUUGCGUAUCGAACCCUUCUGAAGGCAUCAGGAAGGCCAAGAAAGGAAAUUACGCUUUCCUGUGGGAUGUGACAGUGGUGGAAUAUGCUGCGCUGACAGAUGAUGAAUGCUCUGUGACAGUCAUUGGAAACAGCAUCAGCAGCAAAGGAUAUGGGAUAGCACUUCAGCAUGGAAGUCCCUACAGAGAUCUUUUCUCCCAGAGGAUCCUAGAGUUGCAAGAAAGUGGAGAUUUGGAUGUUCUUAAACAGAAAUGGUGGCCACGGAUGGGACGUUGUGACCUGAAUAGCCAUACCAAUGCACAGACAGAUGGGAAGGCACUCAAGCUUCACAGUUUUGCAGGCGUUUUCUGCAUUUUAGCAAUAGGCCUUCUUCUUGCUUGCUUGGUGGCAGCAUUGGAGUUGUGGUGGAACAGCAACCGUUGUCAUCAAGAAACACCGAAAGAGAUACAGCAUGGGCAGCAGCAGUGCAAACUUCCCCUCAUUGCCCCACCAAUGUGCCUCAACCCUGACCUGGAGAGACCACCUUUAGGGGACAAAGAAGUGAAUCUGGAGCAGGUCCACAGGCGCAUGAACAGUUUAAUUGACGAAGACAUAGCCCACAAGCAAAUCUCUCCAGCGUCCAUUGAAAUCUCAGCCCUGGAGAUCGGUGGCAUGCAGCCAGCCCAGACCCUGGAGCCCGUGCGCGAGUACCAGAACACGCAACUUUCUGUCACCACCUUUUUACCAGAACAGACAACUCAUGGUGCCAGCAGGACACUCACAGCUGCCUCCGGCAGCAACCUGCCGCUGCCCCUGAGCAGCUCAGCCACCAUGCCCUCCAUACAGUGCAAACACAGGUCACCAAACGGAGGACUAUUUCGUCAGAGCCCCGUGAAAACCCCCAUCCCAAUGUCAUUCCAGUCCGUGCCGGGGGGAGUCAUUCCAGAAGCGAUGGAGCCCUCGCACGGAACAUCCAUAUGACGAAAACAAACAGUAAAACAACCAGCAGAGCUUUUUAAUACAAAAAUUUAAAAGGAAAAAAAAAAAAAAAAAAAGCAAACAAACUCUUACGUUUUUCUUGUAUAUACUUGUAAAUAAUGAAAGAAUGAAGUGGGGUAAAAGUGUAUUUUGAAUAUUCCCAAUUUUCGAAGUAAGUAAAAAACAAAACAAAAAACAAACAAAAAUGUAUGAAUGACUUUGUAAAUUUUGUUCUAUAUGAAUAAAAAGGCAAAUUACUUGUGGUUGUUCUCAAGUGCCAAAGAAGACCUGUUACUGGGACUGAGGGCCAUACUUUUCUUUUUCUCCAUAUAUUUCAACACUUAUUCCCUUACAGGUUUGGGUUUUUUUAAGAGCAAAAAAAUUAUCUGUUUCUUGCUAGAAAAAUUCACCAUAUCAGAUCUCUCCUUUCCCCAGAACCCUAUUUUAUAGUCAAGAUGACAAUUCACUUGGAGAACUUAACAGCUGGUAUUAGCAUAGCAGUAACAAAUGUUUUAAAGGUGAAUUAUAACUAAAAUCCAACAAAAAAUAAACAGAAAAAAAAAGAGAAUUUUUUCCUUCUAACAAGGAUUUAAACUUCCACACUGUUUCUAAGUUUAAGCACAGGAUUAUUGGAUUGAGUUUUUACAUGUCUGCUCUGCUGUGUGGCUCUUUUUGUUUAACUUUCUGUGUUUUGUUAUACAUAUAUAUAAUAUAUAUUAUAUAUAUUAUGACGUAUAUAUUAUAUAUAUAUAAACACUUUGAUGAACAACACGUUUUAGGUUAAGGGGAAAGCUUUUAAGAAAAACUCCUCAGCUUUUUUUUUUGUUUCUUAUGUACAUGACUGAAAAUGGGGAGGAACCAAUGGAGUGAGGCAAGGAGGAACUGUAAGGGCAGGAGAUAAUGGUGUUGCAGUGACUGUGCCCUCUGGUGCCAUUUCUUUCUUUAAGAUUUCAAUGAAUUUGUUGCAUAAUGGAUGCAAUGCUCUCUGUUGAAGUCAUAUCCCUGAAUGGCAAGGCUAAGCUCAUGACUACAAGCACAGCUCUGCUUUCUUUUUCCAUUGAUUUUGUAGAGAGAAACAUUUUAAUAGCCAUAUCUAUAAUUGUGGUAGAAAUGGAUGUAAAAACCCUUUUUUUUUUUGUCUGUGAAACACAGAGGACAAAGAUAGAGCAACACAUAUAGUGAGUUUAAUGUCUUGUUCUGCAAAUAUUACCAGUGCAAUUUCAUAAGACAGAAAAAAAAUCAAAUCAAAACCUAACGCAUUGUUUCCUUCCCAAAUACUAGCUUGAAUGCCAAACAUGAUGGCUCCCUGCUCCCCCACCUAUGCUUAAUGGACCAUCGCUCUCUUUCAAAAUGGGGAUAAUUUAGUGUCUUCUCAAAUGUAUCCCUAUAACUAGGUUGUAAUUUCCCUUCCCAGCUGGAUUUCUUCACUUUAUUAGAACACUGCUAUUUGGAAAAGGUUGUAGAACCUGGUGCAGCGAAAUCUCUGUCUACAUUAAGGUGAAAAAUUCUUUUCAAACAGAGGUAGAAAUGCUUUCACAUCCCAAGAAAGUCAGCAGGCAAUCUGGGUCAGGUUUUUUGAUAAAUAAACAUUCCAUUGACUGCUCCUAAUUUGAUUUGCAUAAUUACACAACAGGUAUAUUUAUGGGGUGAUUAAAGUCCCCAAAUUUUUACAUUUCUAGUUUAAGCAAUAGGGAGGAAAAGUCAAACUGUGACAUAAAACCAGCCUAAUGGAAGAGCAUACUCAGCACACUACUUUUUAAAUGAGAAAUAUUGAUGGUAAGCUCACAGAAGGAGUACUCUUAUAGGAAUUAAUUUGUCUCUGUUGUCAAGCUGUUUCCUCCUGAAGAUGGUGUGAUUUUGCAGCUUGUCACAAGUUGCAAUAUUUACUUCAAACUAAUUAAAAAUUAAUAAUUCUCUAGUCAGCUGACCAGAUUUAUCCUAUUUAAAGACUUGGCCCGCACAAACUUGGGAUUUUUUACUUUGUUCUUUCGUCAUACUUUUUCUUAUCAUUAUCUUAACAAACCCAUUGCCACAGGAAAAAAAAAAUCUUUUGUGAAUACAUUAAUUAGUUAUGACAGAAGUAGCUGCACUAAUAAGACUAUGCACACACAGAAAUCUGUAAAGAUGCUUAGGAGAAAGCAUGCAACUAUUUGCGGUGGAAAAAUCUAUUGUUUUUAUUACCAGUUUGAGAUUUUAGCAGUAGUAGAGGAACACGCUCCAGAAGAGGUGCAUGGAGGUGCUUGAGUAGCUACAAGGGUGCAAUCUGAAAGCUUGGGCUUGGUUAUACUGGAUAACUUUAACUGACGUGCAUUUGUGGGAUAAAUGGUGAAUACAGUUUAUUUUGGGGAUUAACUUUAACAUUCUUCAUAUUCAGUGUUCUCUUCCUGGCUUAGUCUUGCCACGUGCUGUGACUCUCCUGUUUGAGUGCUCUGUAGCUUUACAUCUAAGAUGAUCAGGAUCUUGAAAGAAUCAAACCACACAGCCCUCUUUCAGUAAAGUAUUGAAGCAUGUGUGUAAGCCCUCCAGAAAGCAGCUGCUUUAUGCACAGGUUGAAGUGCUUCACUGAUUAAUGAUGGAACUAAAAUGCACAUCUCGAAAUAAAUGUGUGCCUAAUUUUAAGCAGGUGAGUGAGCUUGCCAACCUCACUGGGACUAUUCAUUUGCUUUAAGUUAACUGUCUUGAGUGCUUUGCUGCACCAGGGUCUAUACUGUAAAAGCAGGGAUCUGAGAUGGAUCUGUCACUGUCUAGUUAUUUGUUUAUAUAAAAGAUAGCAAAUCCUGUCAGCCUUGACAGGGAGCUGUUAAAUCCUUCAUGUGAUAGUGGUUUGGGUUUAGAUUAUUUAAGCAAAUCACCAGGUUCUCCUUGAACGUAAACAAUGUUUCUUUCCCCGCAACUUUCAGUUUUCAAAGUAAAUGCAGAAUGUAUGUUUUUCAUACCCUGUCUCCUGUUUUAUGUUUGUAUCUUCCUUUUGAGAGAUCAAAGCAUUCACUUUCUAUAUAAUAUGUAUUCACCACACACAUGCAUAUAUAUAUAUAUAUGUGCAGUUACUCACAGAAGAAGUGAGAAACAUAAUUUCCAUGUGAUGUAAAUGAGCAUAAGUGAAAGCUCUCACAGAGCUGUGCUUAUUUACACCACCUGCAGAUUUGACCCUUCAACUUUUAAUAUCUGGCAAGUUGAAAUAGAAAAACUGCAGAAACUUCUGAAAACUUUGAAGACCAAACUGUGCCCUUGAUUUUCAAAUGGAACUUCUCCUGACUACACUUAAAAAAGGGAAUAAUGUAUGAUCUCAACUAUUCUAGCUCCUCCGGGAUGUUUACAUUGCAAAGGUGAUUGUACAUGAAAUGUACCUUCCUUUUAUUGUGCUCUUUUGAUGAUGAACUUUCACAAAACUGACAUCUGUGGCACAGCACUUGUAGUGUGUCUUGUUCUAUCAAUCCAUUAGUUUAGAAAUUACUUUAUUUUCUUACAAAAAUGUGACUCAGUUUCUUCUAUUUGCUUGCAAUCCACGGGCAAUCUGCUUUCAAUCCGAGGAAUGCGUUGCUCUUACUUCUUAGUGUGUCAUGUUUUCCUAUUGCAAUGGAAAAAAAGAGUAAUUGUGCUUUCUAAUUUCAGAGUUGAAACUCAAUAGAACAUUUUUAUGCUGAGUUACAACUACAUGUGUGCAAUACUUGUCUUGCAAAGUAAAAUUCCCAGUAUCUGCCUUGCUUUGAUAACCAUUGCUGCACUGUAGAGGAAGCCUCAGUGAAACAACUCACUUUUUCUCAGUCUGCUGAUAGAAUAAAACACUUAAACCUGGGUUCUCACCUGUGUAAAUCAGUAUCCCUCCAUUGAGUGGGUCAACCUUACUGAGUUUCAGCAGGUGAGGGUUUGUCUCUUAAUAUUGAUCUUGAGAGCACUGCUUUCCAUAAACUUGUAUUCAGCGAGAGCUCUGAAAAGGAAAAAGUUCUGAGAGUCUCAAAAAUGAACCAGAAAGAGGAACAUUUACUAUAAUUUUGAGCAUGUAACAUGGAUUAGAGCUUAAACUGUAUGCUAAAAUUGCUUAGAGAAAAAAUUUCUUCUUCAAAUCGGUUCGAAUUUAGGUAUGGCUCUCCUUUAAGACAGGCUUAAGCUGUUGAGUUGGUGACAAGUGGACCACUGAGAGAAAAUCAUGUUAGUGGGGCAGCACAGCAACUACAGUGCUCAGACCUUGUUGUUUUAUUUUAUUUUGCUUUACUGACUUGAACUUACGUUGUGAGCAGCUAAAGAAUGACAUAAAUCUAAACACAACACAUUUGGGGGACCCCGUUGGAAAUUUCUCAAAGAAUCCACAUCCUUUGGCAACCCUGGGAAAGACAAGGAGAAAGGCAGAAGAAAACUCAGAAGAGAAGCAAAAUUAAAGGUAAAAACAAACUUGGUGAAGGGGGAGGGAGAAAAGGGUGAGUACCACUCAUGUUUAGCAAAGCUGUAUUACUUGUAUGAGAAGCCUCAAUUCCAUCAUACAAGCA
Molecule: messenger RNA, 7812 nt
Organism: Lepidothrix coronata (blue-crowned manakin)
Lineage: Eukaryota; Metazoa; Chordata; Aves; Passeriformes; Pipridae
Gene: GRID1
Product: glutamate ionotropic receptor delta type subunit 1
Exons: 17
Coding region: 212-3331 (1039 amino acids)
Biological process (GO): monoatomic ion transport; synaptic transmission, glutamatergic; modulation of chemical synaptic transmission
Cellular component (GO): postsynaptic membrane; plasma membrane
Molecular function (GO): glutamate-gated receptor activity; transmitter-gated monoatomic ion channel activity involved in regulation of postsynaptic membrane potential
Source: RefSeq, a predicted model, not a curated record